Exaiptasia diaphana is the source of this 1620-nucleotide messenger RNA. RefSeq names its product protein pelota homolog. The transcript has 16 exons. Gene Ontology annotation, cellular component: cytoplasm. NCBI's taxonomy places the organism in Eukaryota, Metazoa, Cnidaria, Anthozoa, Actiniaria, Aiptasiidae. Bases 88 to 1254 code for a protein of 388 amino acids. Gene Ontology annotation, biological process: ribosome disassembly; RNA surveillance; nuclear-transcribed mRNA catabolic process, non-stop decay. The record is from RefSeq and is a predicted model, not a curated record.
GGCGGCAAGGAGGAUACAUCGGUUUCGUGAAAAACUUAUGAAAUUGUGGUCUGAUUGAGGCAAAACCUCGUAUCGUCAACGCUUAAUAUGAAGCUUGUAAGCAAGAGCUUCGAGAAAGAUAGUAGUGGGCAUGUCACUCUAAUCCCUGAUGAGGCAGAGGAUAUGUGGCAUGCUUACAAUCUGAUUGCUGUUGGGGAUCGUCUUAGGUCUACUACCAUAAGGCGAGUUCAGACUGAGUCAGCUACUGGUUCUGUCAGCAGUAACAAGAUUAGAACGACCCUCACUCUUGCUGUUAAAAACAUAGAGUUUGACACUCAAGCUUGUGUUUUGAGAGUCAAUGGACGAAAUACAGAGGAAAACCAGUUUGUUAAAAUGGGAGCUUACCAUACUAUAGAUCUUGAACUGAAUAGAAAGUUUACUCUUAUAAAGGACCAUUGGGAUUUCAUAGCACUGGAUAGAGUAGAGACAGCUUGUGAUCCUACUCAACAUGCAGAUUUAGCAGCAAUCAUUUUACAUGAAGGGCUGUGCCAUAUAUGUUUAGUAACCUCAAGUAUGACGGUUGUCAGAGCAAAAAUUGACAUGAAUGUUCCAAGAAAAAGAAAAGGUUACUGUGCUCAGCAUGACAAGGGACUUCUAAAGUUUUAUGAUGCAAUUAUUCAAGGGAUCCUCAGGCACAUCAACUUUGAUGUUGUAAAGUGUGUACUGGUUGGAAGUCCAGGAUUUGUGAAGGAUCAGUUUUUUGAUUACAUGAUUCAACAAGCAACAAAAUUGGAAUGGAAAGUUUUAUUAGAGAACAAAUCAAAGUUUCUUUUGGUGCAUUCUUCAUCAGGACAUAAGCAUGCUUUGAAAGAAAUUUUAUCAGAUUCUUCAAUUGCAAGCAGGCUUGCAGACACAAAGGCCAGCAGCGAAGUAAAGGCCCUUGAUACAUUUUAUUCUACACUUCAAAAUGAACCAGACAAAGCUUAUUAUGGAAUUGGUCACGUCGAAAAAGCCAACGAAGCCAUGGCGGUAGAAACUCUUCUAGUUACGGACAAGCUCUUUAGAUCGGCAGAUCUCGCAACUCGUAAACGAUAUGUCAACCUUGUCGAGAGCGUGAAAGAUAAUGGCGGGGAGGUCAAGAUAUUCUCAAGUCUGCACGUUUCCGGUGAACAACUUGGCCAGCUUUCUGGAGUUGCCGCACUUCUCCGUUUCCCAAUGCCAGACCUCGCUGACGAAGAAGAGGAAGACGACGGAUCAGAUUCGGAUCAGGACUAGACCGCCAGAACUCAUAGAAAUCAAAGAAAUAUCGUCUCUUUGACACUAAAUGGUGCACCAAAAACAGCAUCAUCUUUAGUCGAUGGGACAAUUAUGAAUUAUAUUCCUUGAAAGGCAGUGCCUUCUCAAUGCAUUCUACACUGGAAAAAAUCGCUCGCCGGGAACUCUUGUAAUGAUAGGAAUACGAUGUAAAUUCGAUUUACGGGAUAUUUACAUACAUUUCCCAUCAUAUUUACAGGGUUCAAAGCGCGCGAUUUUUUCCAGUGCUAGUCGCCAUAUUUAAUAAUUCCAUAGCUCAUUUUAAAGAGAUUUAAAUAUUAGAAAAUGGAAAUGAAUUUUUCUGAAAAUAAAAAUUAUGUUAUUUGA